This is a messenger RNA of Oncorhynchus tshawytscha (Chinook salmon), 2874 nucleotides long. RefSeq names its product inhibitor of nuclear factor kappa-B kinase-interacting protein-like. Bases 423 to 1604 code for a protein of 393 amino acids. The transcript has 4 exons. Lineage: Eukaryota; Metazoa; Chordata; Actinopteri; Salmoniformes; Salmonidae. The record is from RefSeq and is a predicted model, not a curated record.
GAGGGUCUAGGCCUACUCAUCAUAUAGCGGGCGGCACGUUGUAAUAUUUUCAGGCGUCAGCCGUCUACGUGGCUGGCUGACGCAUUUUGUUCUUUUUCCCAAAUUCCAAUGAGCGAUCAAGUGGUCGAUUCCUUUACGGGAUAUGUAGACUUGUUUCUAUGAGUUGGCAAGUAGAAUACUUUUAUUUAAGUUUUAUUUGAUUAUCUGAAAGACCUAAAUAUUCUAAAUUAUAUUCACAUUUGAACUGAUGCAGUUAACUUGAUUUUGGAUGGAGUUUCUUGCGCUAGUCUGCUACGAAACUUCUAGAGCUGUGGGCCAUUGUCGCUUGCAGUCGCAGCCGCUACUUUGAAUCAAUACCUUUUCAAGUAGGCCUAGUAGGCAAAAGGAAGCUGCAAGCCGAAACGUUGCUGCAGGCUACAAAAAUGCCAAGUAAUGAAGUGAAGCAAAGGAAGAAGACCCCGGCUCAGAAACAAAAUGACGAACCGGUAGUAACGUCAAAGUACACUUACGAAGAUGAAGCAAAAAAAGCAAAAGCUACCGAAGUAAAUAGCUUGGCUGAACCUAAAAGCUCCUCGCCGUUCUCUCUGGAUGUGAAAACGAUAACUUGUCUAUUGUCACUGAUAGUUUGCAUAGUGCUUACAUGGGUGGUAUUGCAGCAGAAUGCAAGAUUCUUCGACGUGGAAGAAAAGUACAAACUACUGUCUGGGAAGACUGCAAGUCUCCUUGAAAUGGAGGAGGAAGUCAUCAAGGUGUCCAAGAAGUGCGAGGGUGUCCAGAGCCUGUUGGAGCAUCUAGAGAGGCAGCCUGGUGGUCUCCUGCCCCACUUGGAGGCCCUGGAGCGGGAUGUAAGCCAGCUGAAGGACUGGGCGUCCGGCCUAACAGAGAAACACGGCCUGCUCCAGGACAGCGUGGCAGCACUGACCGAGGCUGUGGGACAAAUCGAGGGACGCACCUCUGCUAUCACUAAGGAUGUCAACACAAAGGUGGCGUCGGUCCGGACAGACGUGCGUCGGAUGGAUGGGCUCCAGUCGGAUGUGGAGUCUCUCCUGGAGAAGGUACGGGAGCUGGAGGAGCGGGCUGCCCAGGCCGAACGCAGCAUGGUCAAACGUAUCGGCGACCUGCUGGCCGGCAGCAUCGACCGCAUCCAGGGCCUCAAGGGUGCCACGGAGCGCAACGCCCAAGCCCUGGAGCAGCUCAAACAUCGCCUACCUGAGCUGUUCGUCAACGACCAGCAGAUCUCGGAGCGCCUGAGGGAGCUGGAAAGCGGCCGUGCCCGAUUGGUCCGCACGGUGACUUUUGCCGGCGACCUCAAGCCCAAGGUGGCGGCCAUCAAGCGGGACUUCGGGGCGCUGGCUCCGCAGGUGGAUGAGCUGACCCUGAGGAUCGGCCGUCUGGCCGAGGAUCUGACCAGGAGGGAGGAGGACAUCGCAGAGCUACGGCAGACGUUCUCUAACCUCAGCGCUGUGGAGGAGGACCUAGGAGUUGUGACACAGCAGUUGAGUCAGAUAGUGGAGCCUGAGAUGCCCGUAGUGGGAGGAGAGAUGCUUCUGCAGAAAGUCAACGUGAGCGAAGCCCUCCCUCAGACACUGGAAGGAGAGCUGUGAAUGAGUGCUUUUCUAUAUGCUAUAGAUCUACAGAGUAAAUGGCAAACUCAGCUUGUCACCAAUCAUUCCCUUACAAUAACUUGCACGUUUUUGUAAAUCUCAAACAGAGUUUGCUGAUCUCUCUACAGCCAUGGUCGACCCCACCUAGCCCUUACAACAGGUACUUCUGGAUUCCCCCCAGAGAUCUUGAUUAAUGUAAGCAAUAUAAUGGAAACCACAAAAGAACAGGUUGCUCCCCUAUAAUGUACAUUCCAGUAUACUUUCCAUUGACUGUAUACCUAUACAGAUCUUUAGGGGGUCGAGAGGUAAGUCCUAGGGGUUAGGUGGAGACUAACUGGGCUUUUUGUCCAGAAUGCUGACUGACGUAUGUUGCUUUACAAAUUGUAUCCUUGAAUGAACCUGUCAUAUGAGUAGGUUGGCGUUUAUUGCGAUGAAUCUUGUCCUGGAGGCAGAGCUGAGCAAUUUCCACUAGAAGGUCAAAAUUCAUGAAAACAAAAAUUGUGCUUGUUGGUCAUAAUUUAAGGUUAUGUUUAGGGAUAAGGUUAGUAGUGUGGUUUAGGUUAGGUUUAAAAUCAGAUUUUAUGGCUGCGCCAGCUAGUGACUACCCUGCAGAGCUGCCUCCAGUACAUGAGUCAUCCCAGUAAAUGCCAACCUGUGUCCUAGGAGGCUGGAAUGUUAUUUUUUUUUGUUUGAAAAAUGGCAUCAAUCAUGGCGAAUGAGAGGUCUUGCUGGUCCACAGUUUUGGAAUGUAAGCAGUCUCUUGAACAGUUUCCCCCUUAUCAGUUGUCAGUCUGGCCAGUGGGCGGGUUGUAACAACACUGCUUGACCCCUGUGUGACCUGCACACGGGUAUGUAUUCUCAGGCCAAGGGGCCUGUUCAGGAGGAAUGUUUUGCUACAAUAUGAUUCUGUACAAUAGGGAAUUAUGUCAGCGCUCUACAUUCUACCUGCAAUGUUCUCAAUAGUUCACAGUGCUGAAUACAUGCCCUGGGGUUCCACAUGGCUAGCUAGUUCUGCUAGUUUUUGCAUCUCUCUGCCAUCAAUCAAAUCGAAAUGAGUCGGUGGUUUAAAGGUAUAGGGACCUAAAAUAGAAUACUGACCGCUGCUGGUGUAAACAAUCUGUUGCCAGGAGUUUAUUCAAUGGGGCUGACUGCAGAGCAAUGCAGAUAGAAAUGUGUGGCAUAGAGCUGUGAUGCAUGUCUGAGAGUUGUUUCUGUUCUGUUUAACAUUUUUAUCUGCAACAUUGCUGACGUUGCACUCCUCCUGAUAAUU